This is a messenger RNA of Sturnus vulgaris (Common starling), 480 nucleotides long. The record is from RefSeq and is a predicted model, not a curated record. NCBI's taxonomy places the organism in Eukaryota, Metazoa, Chordata, Aves, Passeriformes, Sturnidae.
AGCCGGUACAACCAGAGCAGGGGUCUUCACACAAAGUUACGAGUUUACGGCUGUGACCUCCUGUCCAACGGGAGCAUCCAUGGAUCCUUCCAGGAUGGCUACGAUGGGCGGGAUUACAUCUCCUUUGACCUGAGAUCCAGGAGAUUUGUGGCGGCCGACAGCGCUGCUGAGAUCACCAGGAGGCGCUGGGAGCAUGAGAACGUGGCAGAGGUGUGGAUCAAUUACCUGGAAGACGAAUGCCAGGAAUGGCUCAAGAAAUACAUCGGAUAUGGGCAGAAGGAGCUGGACCGCAAAGGUGGGAGCAGAAUUCCUGUGGGAAUGUGGGAUUUGGGAAUGGAGGAUUUGGGAACAUGGGAAUUCUAGUGGGAAUUCCAUGGGCAGAUCUCACCCCCAUCCCAUUCCAGUUGGAAUUCCUGAGGCAGAUCUCACCCCCAUGCCAUUCCAGUGGGAAUUCCACGGACAGAUCUCACCCCCAUCCCA